UUUGGCCACCAUCUUUCACAAUAUAACACAUCCCAAAAAACUGCGUGUGUGUGUUUUUAACACGAGAUAAAAGAAAAGAGUGUUCAAUAGUUUCAUACACACUCAUACAGCACCUUUAUUCAUUUCCCAGAACCCAAGGCUAUGCAUUCAAAAAGGACAAGUACACGAGACUUUCGAUAGAGAUCAGCUAGAGAAGGGCUGGAAAGGAAAAUAAUACAAAAAAGACUAGAGUUAGUAGACUUAAGGGAAGCAUUGUGACAAUCCCUUCCAAUAAUUUCAUGAAAGAGUUUUUUCAAAUUGUGAAAGACUCUGUUGUUGCACUUCAUCCACAAAUGCCAUAAAGUGGCUUCUAGUAAAUUACUCCAAAAGAUAUAUGACAGGCACGUCUUAUGGCCCAUGCUAUUUGUAGCUGUUUAUGAAUUUCAACUUAGAAGUCUAUCUCUGUUAUUCCUUUUUUUAGGUACCUGUAUAUAAAGGUGUAUAACAAAAAUUACAGAAUACUCAUAUACACACACACAAAAAAAAAAAGGCCAAAAAUGUUGUACUCUACUCAUUUCAAGAUUUCUUCCCGAGAGCGAUCCUUUUCGUGGAUGUAGGCAUCAUCUUGGUCUAGCCACGUGUAUCUUAUGUUCACUUUCUUCUUCUCCUUCAUCUUUGAUAUAUGCAUCUACUCUACUCAUAAAAACCAGAAAUCACCGUUACAAGAACGAGUGCUUGCAGAAAAAGAAAGAAAGAGACAAAUUGUAAAGGAACAUCCAAAAAGGUAUUUCAUUUUUCCUAUUCUUUGAUUUUUCCUUUUUCAUUCUCGUGAAGUGCAGGUGAAAGAGAAAGAGGAGAGUUGAUCUUCUACCACCAGCAACAAAGAGGGUGGCUUCUUCCCCACCUAGCUCUUCAUUAACCGGCUGUCUUCCAUUUAGUUUGGGCCUACAAGACCAAUAAAAAGACCAACACUGUUUAAUUCACUCAUAUUAUGGUUUAUCUCCCGAUAAUAGACUCUUUAUCAUUUAUGAUUUAUUAGUGGUAAAUCAAUAUUUUACAACAUAGACUAUCAAUAAUAGAAUUGGAUAGAUUUUGCUAUAUUUACAAAUUUUAAAAACAAGUUGAUAUAUGCUCUAUUUGUAACUAUCCUUAAUAAGUUUGAUAGUCUAUAAAAAUGCAUAGAGAGCGAGAAGGUCGGCACACACUCUUAUCAUUGUAGCAAUACACAGGUCAAACACAAGAACGAGAAGAAUAUUUGAAAUUUAGUAGCAAAAUCAAUAUUCUCCUUUUUAAUUUUGUAGCCUUUUAAUAUUCCCAUUACGGCCCAACUCAUGUAUCUUCAAUCCUUUCUUGCUUCUCCCUGUCCAAAAAUAUUCAUUUAUCAAACAAAAAAUCCACACAAAGUUCAGAAUAACAACGCAUGGCUUCAAUUGAAUGACCCUCUUGAAAAAUCUUUUGCCAGAAAAGGGUGCAUUCAUGCCUUGAAUUCUUCUUCAUCAUCCAAUAAGUGCAUCAUCUCCAAUUUGAAAAUUGAGGAGUUUGGGGUUGAAACUCCAGCGAGAAAAGUGGAGAUUUUAAAGGACAUACUAACAGAAACAAGAGAUGAUCUGUGUUGGGAACGUUUGGAAAUAAUUGAUGCAGCCCAAUGGCUUGGCAUUGACAACCAGUUCGAAGAAGAGAUUGAAGAUGUUCUUAAGAGGCAAUAUGAUUUGAUAAAUGCAUAUCGUUUUGAUGGAGACAUGGAUCUUCACAAAGCUGCCCUCCUUUUUCGACUUUUGAGACAACAACGAUACCUUAUAUCUCAAGGAUGAGAAACAAAUGGGGCGCGACGGAUCCUAUGCAGAAUACUACAUGAAGGAGCAUCCAGGCAUUUCCUAUGAAGCAACACAGCAACAUAUUCAGAAGAAGAUUUCUGAAGCAUGGAAGACUCUGAAUACAGAACAUCUCUUUUCUAAUAUCUUCCCCACCAGUUUCACUCAGGCUUCUCUCAAUAUUGCUAGAGCUGUUCCUUUGGCGUAUAACUAUGGUAGAAACCAAUCUAUCAUGACAGUCGAGAAGCUUAUGGAACAAUAUUGCUAAUAUUUCAUAAUGUGGGAUAUAAAUAAUGUGGAUUGGAUGAUUCAUUGUUAUAUAUAUUAUUUUGUGUGUUAUGAUGGGAAGUAAAGCGAAAAGUUCUUUCCCUAAUAGUACUUUAUAAUGACAUGGCUGCUUUCAGUAUACUUUUAGAAUCAAGCAUAGAGUUCUAUUAUAGCGUGGUUGAUAUAUUAUAUCUUGUUGAUAAAUAUUUUGAUAAUAAUAUCUUUGCUGA
Messenger RNA from Cucumis sativus (cucumber), 2287 nucleotides. RefSeq names its product probable terpene synthase 13. The record is from RefSeq and is a predicted model, not a curated record. NCBI's taxonomy places the organism in Eukaryota, Viridiplantae, Streptophyta, Magnoliopsida, Cucurbitales, Cucurbitaceae. The coding region runs from base 1311 to 1790 and encodes 159 amino acids. Gene Ontology annotation, molecular function: terpene synthase activity. The transcript has 3 exons.